Candidozyma auris is the source of this 777-nucleotide messenger RNA. RefSeq lists its product as uncharacterized. Lineage: Eukaryota; Fungi; Ascomycota; Pichiomycetes; Serinales; Metschnikowiaceae. The record is from RefSeq and is a predicted model, not a curated record. The coding region runs from base 1 to 777 and encodes 258 amino acids. The transcript has a single exon.
AUGAAGUUCUCUACUCUCGCUUUGUUCGCUACCGCUGUUCUCGCUUCCGAGGAGUUCGACCUAAAGAUCGUCUCUGAGUUCAAGGACAUCAACGGCUUCGGCAUCUCUCCCGUUAGAGAGGGCGCUGGAAUCAACUACUUCCUCGUCACCAAGGAGUCCGGGCCAAAAUUCCUGUACCACGAGUCUGAGAAGCGACUUGUUCAACACGGUGGCCAGGUUGGCGUUGAAGCUGGUUUCCUCCAGGUUGGUGAGGCGGUUAAUCCUGCUGUUGCCACCUUCAACCACGAAGGUAUUCUCGAUGUUGGCCACCAACUCUGGGCCUGCAAGGGUCUCGACGACCCAGCCGGGGAGUUGAAGCACCACUAUGGCGUUGCCGCUAGCCACGAACCUCCAAACAAGUCGUGCCAUAAGAUUAAUCUCUCCAAGGGCGGAAAGGGGCACGAGCCAUCACAUGGAUGGAACAAGACGACCGUCACCGACCACAUCACAGUCACUGGCUACACCACCUACUGCCCUGAGCCUACCACCCUCACAGUGACCACAUGUGUUGAACACAAAUGCGGUCCUAAGCACAUUACUGUCGAGAAGCCAAAGACCAUCACCAUUACCGAGGAGUGUGUUGUGCCGGGGACCCCAGGUGCCACUCCGCCAGUCGAGACCCACCCACACACCAAACCCUCUUCAGUUGCUCAUGUGUCCUCCUUCGAGGGCGGAGCCGCUAAGCAGGUUGCCGGUGCUUUUGCUGGAGUUGCUGGGUUGAUUGCCAUGAUGAUCUAA